Messenger RNA from Scedosporium apiospermum, 2931 nucleotides. RefSeq lists its product as uncharacterized. Bases 1 to 2931 code for a protein of 976 amino acids. The transcript has 7 exons. The record is from RefSeq and is a predicted model, not a curated record. NCBI's taxonomy places the organism in Eukaryota, Fungi, Ascomycota, Sordariomycetes, Microascales, Microascaceae.
AUGCAUCCUUUUGUAGCCCUAGCUUCCAUUGCACUCCUUGGAUCCGGCAUCUUCGCCCAGGAUGAGGCAACGAACACCACCCUCUCCGAAGAAGCCAUCGAAAGUGCUCCGAUCAUCUCAGUGUCCAACGUCACCACGGGCAUAGUCGUGGUUGAUGAAUCGGGCGGCAAUUCCAGUGCUGCUCUCCUUGCCAGGGACCUUAAUGCCCUUCUCCGCCGCAUUGAAUGCCCGGGCGGCGCUUUCGCUACUCCGGUCAUCGCCUCCCCGAAUGUGCAAGCGCUCGCACAGCGGGUCUGCGAUAUUUUUUUCCCACCCAACACCGUGUCCUUCGUCCCCCUGCCUCUUCCGGGUGGCCCCAUCAAGGUGCAAGCUCAGCUGCCAGGAAAUCUGAAGGUCGACUUUCAAUACGAAACCAGGUCCUGCCAGAACGCCACGAACGUGUUUACGCCCGUUAGAAACACCGACUGCAGCGACAGAUUUAACGCGAUCAUUGCGUUUGCAGCGAGCUCCGCUAACUUGAACUGUCCUGGGGGCGGGUUUGUCCAUGCUGGCACAGACUGUGAUGAGGCCACUCGCCCGAUUUGUUUCACCUUCACUCUUGUCGAAACUGCCAUCAAGUGCGGCACAGCGGUAAUCGAAGUCUACAACUCGGUCGACGGCCUCCCAAACGCCCACAAGACAGUCGAACGUGAGGCGGAUGGCAUCGCAGACGUGGUCGGUCACCUGAGAGAUCACCAAGCUCAGCUUCAAUCUCCUGGUUUCGACUCCGAGAUCCGCAACUUAACCUCGCGCAUUGUUGGACAAUGCGACGAGCUACGACGCAUCUUAGACGAGUGUCGGCCGAGGAAGCGAGGGAAUGUCUUCUCGGCUGGCCGGGCGACGUUAAAAUCUCUGGACGAGUUCGAUGAUAGCGGCGUCAACGAGAGUCAUGGGCAGCUGGUCGACAAGCUGCUGCAGUGGACGGAAAACUCGAAUGGCAACGUCAAACUAUGUGUUUCUAGCAGGGUCCAGGAACCAUUUGUAGGAAGGUUUGAUAGCAACCAAAGGAUCGCCCUCCACCGAUUGACGGAGCGAGACAUUGAGCGAUUUAUCAGGGACAGGCUUGAAGAGCAUAGAGCUUUCAGGAAGCGGAAGGAGCAAGGGGAUAGCGAAGGCGAGGGGCUCGUGCAGGACAUCCUACGGGCUGCCGAGGGUGUUUUCCUUUGGGUUGCUCUAGUUCUGAAGUCUCUAGAGCGCGGUCUAAAUGCGUUGAUUCCCAUCCCGCAUCUUCGGGCACAGGUGGCCAGAACGCCUUCGGACUUACAAGCUCUCUUGACUCAAAUCCUCGACAGUAUCGAUGACGGAUACCGAGGAAGUGUCGACAUACUCCUAGCGACCAUCUUACGGUCGUACGGGAUUCUUCUCUCCCCGGAAGGCCGAGAUCCGGGCCACGCGGCCUUCGACACCUUCUGGUCUGACAACGUGGAUAGCGCCGGUCCGAGAAAUGAAGAGUUUUAUUUGAUGCCAUUUGGUUGUUUCUCCAUACUGGCUGCAGGGGAUGCGAGAAAACAGAUCAGUGCACAGCUGGGUAUAGCGGACUUGGAAUUUCACAAAUGGUUUCCGGAUAUUAAUAUGUCCGACGAUGAGGUGCCGAAAACUAUUGAAAUCGCUGUCCUGUCCCGAUGUAACGGGCUAAUUGAAGUUACGGACGAAUCGGCCGUCAAGUUCAUACACAGAUCCAUUCCAGAAGUUCUUGAAGAAUAUCUGAAGCGCCAGGCGGCUCCACCCCGUCAAUUAGACGAUCAUCAGAUCACUCUGGCCAUGGCAUGGGCGUACCGAAUGGACGUACAGUGGGAGGCGGCAAUGAACUCCACGCCAGCGCAAUCGUCGCCAUUGAUCAGCCGUAUUCUUUCCGUCGUCAAUGGUGUGAGCGGAAUCGACAAUGGUGCCAAUGGAGUCCACAAUGGCUUCAAUGAGCUUGAGCACGACGAACUCCACUUCAUCUCAUUCUCCGAUGCAAGCUCGUUUCUUCGCGGGUUUCUUCACAGACUAAGGCAGAUGAGGUUUGAGGACAGAAGUGAAGAGAUCUUUCGCAUCCUGCUUUCCAUCGACCAAACCCAGUAUGAAACGUGUGGCUUUGGCCGUAUUGGAAUCCAAGGAGACCCCACUCGAGAGCAACCGUUGUGUCUGCUAGACCUCAGCGUCUUUGUCGGUUAUGAGGAAUUUAUCGACUGGGCCUUCCGAGGUAGGAGAGUCUCCGACCUCGAAACCCGUCUUUUUCUCAUCAUGUCCAGGGCCAUUAAACGCGAAACGGAACCAAAUGCGUGCCUUGAUGUCAUGAAAAAAAUCUUCCGCCACGGCUUCCCUGGAAGUGCAGUAUUCCCUGAGGGUGUUCACUUUGCCGGUAAGCCGUUGUGGCAUGCAGUUCUCAUGAAGACCCUCCGAUCUGCGGAACCCAGAGCUUCGUCGAAGGUCCUGGAGCUUUGGAUGAGAAACGGAGCGGACCCGCGAGUUAGAUUCCAACUGCGAAAGGGCCUACACAUGAUCUUAAUGCAAGGAAUUAUGAAUUCAAUGACAGUUGCUCCCGCGGUGGCAUACUUACGAGGACUCAAAGAGGGAUCCAUCGCGGAUGAAGACCUGCCACAAGGCAUGUCACUUGGGACCUUUUUCACAUUAUGGAAGUUUCCAAACAGCCGCGCACUGCUGGAUUUGAUCGAUAGUGUAAUCGAAACAGAUGGUUCGAAGAAGAUUGACAUGAUGCCCGAAGGGCCGACAGACGAGAAGAAAGCCGAAAGCGAGUUUGGACCAGCGCAAAAUUCGGGAGAUAUCUCGCAGCAACCGCUGGAACUCGCGGCCCUGCUGCUGGCGAACCCAGUGGUCAUGGAUGUGCCUUCAUCUACUCGUCGCUUGCGCUGCUGGUUGUUUAUGGUUGGAAUUUUCAGAGGAGUUUAA